AUGGGCUCAUCUGGCUGGUCUCAGGCGCUGAUGGCGCUCACCUUGAUGGCGGCGGCGGCGUCCUGCUUCGAACAGCCGGCUGAGGAGGCGGCGCCACGCCGCGCUCGCUUCUCCUCCAACAGCCCUGCGGAUGUAGCGAGGUGCCUAAACGGCGCAGUGGCGGUGGGCUGCGGUUUCUUCUCCUGCCUAGAAAACUCCACCUGCGACACGGACGGCUUGCAUGAGAUCUGCGAGCUCUUUCUGCAUGCCGCCGCCACCUUCGACACAGAGGGCAAGAUGUUUGUGAAGAAGAGCCUGCACUGCGUAGCCCAGGGCAUCGGCAGCAAAGUUUUCCAGACCAUCCGCCGCUGCAACAUCUUCCAGAGGAUGAUCGCCGAGGUGCAGGAGGAAUGUUUCGUCACGCACGACAUCUGCUCGGUGGCGCGCGACAACCCGCAGGCCUUCGCCGACGUGGUGCAAGUGCCCACGCACUUCCCCAACAGGUACUACAGCACGUUGCUGCAAACGCUGCAGACGUGCGACGAUCAGACGGUGGCGGCGGUGCGUUCUGGCCUGCUAGGUCGUCUGAGUCCCGACGUGGAAACCUUCCUGUUGAUGGUCCAGAACAGGGAGUGCGAGGCGGGGGCGGGCCAGGCACCCGCCCCCUUGGAUGACCCCUCCGUCUGGAGGAGCGUCCCCGUCUUCAACGUUCAGCCCGGCUUCCGAGGUCGCGACCCCACCCACCUGUUCGCCCGCAAGCGCUCGCUGGCCGACGGGGAGUCGGGGCCCGGCCCGCGUCGUUAG
Molecule: messenger RNA, 783 nt
Organism: Nerophis lumbriciformis (worm pipefish)
Lineage: Eukaryota; Metazoa; Chordata; Actinopteri; Syngnathiformes; Syngnathidae
Source: RefSeq, a predicted model, not a curated record